This is a messenger RNA of Eurytemora carolleeae, 858 nucleotides long. RefSeq lists its product as uncharacterized. The record is from RefSeq and is a predicted model, not a curated record. NCBI's taxonomy places the organism in Eukaryota, Metazoa, Arthropoda, Copepoda, Calanoida, Temoridae. The transcript is spliced from 5 exons. The coding region runs from base 355 to 858 and encodes 167 amino acids.
GUUUGUUGAAAAUAUUUUCAUUUCAUUUCAUUUUUUAAAAAAGUUGAAACGAUACAUCCCUAAGUGUGAGUCACAAGGAAGAGCGUGUGAAGGGGGGGGGGUAAUUUUGUUUGUCGCUAAGUGAAAAGUAUAAUGCAUCUUUCUAUAUAUAGAUACUUAGAAAACAAUUAGAACAAAAUCUUUUUUUGUUUUUUAACCCGGAAAAUCUCUUCUAAAAGUUUUGAACAGGGAAAUUUUUGAAAUACUUAAAUUUUUUGUAUCUCACUGUAUUAGAUAUUUUAUUGUAUAAGCUGACCAGUAGGGAGGGGACAGCGGUCAGUUUAGUUUAAAUAUCCGAUACAGGUCAUCUCGUGAAUGGACAGAAAAAGAUCUUUCCAGAAGAAAAUGGAUUUCACGACAAGGUUUAACCGUUGCAAAACCCCCUCCGGGGCAGUUCCCAUCUCAGUCAUCAUGGGAUUCGAUUAUCCUCUGGAGUAUAGGGGGUGCAGUGGCAGAGGGGAGGGGGGAAUGAGUGAUUUCACUGCCCAAAGUUUUUCGAACGGAAAUUCUGAUUAUUCAAGCAAAAAAAUACAGAACAGUUUAAGCAGCUACAGAAGCAGCAGAGACCAAGAAACAAGGAGCUCCAGAAAUCUGUAUGAAAGCAGCGAAAUUGAAAACACAAGUAGCUCCCUUGAACGAUAUGGCAGCAGUUUGUCACGAAAUAAUUUUGAAAACAACUCCAGAAGCUUGAAUGGAAGCAGUGGAAUCGAAAACACAAGGAGCUCCGUCGAACGAUACGGGAGCAGCAGCUCCAGAAAUAGAUAUCAAACAUAUCAGUAUCCAAGUCAGACCGAACCUAUAAGCAAGGUAAUAAUUUAA